AUGACUGUUCACAGAUCAAAGAAUUUACCGCCUUGUGUCAUUUGUGCUCCAGCAGCAACAUAUCCAGGAGUUCGAAAGGUGUCUUCCACGAACAGUCUCACCAGCCAAAUCAUGAACGACUCCAUUGCAGUUACACGCAGCGUCCUUGAUCACACCGAUAGCUUCAAGCACGCAAUGAAUAACAAGGGAAUCAUGCUAUCUCCCAAGUUCUCUGAGAUAAUUGCAGGCAAGGAAUCGUCACGAGGGCAAGAAGACCUGAAACUGCGGCUGUCGCGAGCGUUUGAUUUGCCAUGGAGUGACAUAAUUGCUAGUCCCAGAGCGGAAGACCUCAAGUCAUCAGAUGCUUCAAGCUCAAUCGGGCUGCAGAACAUAGCCAAGAGACUGUCCGUGGAGCGAACCAAUUCGAGCUUGGAGACCUUUGAUGCAAGCAUUGUUGUGAGCGACAUCGAAGGAGAGACGUCGGUGGAUCGGCUGAAGCGGCAGAUAGAGCUGGACAGGAAAUGCAUGAGUGCUCUGUACAAAGAACUGGAGGAAGAGAGAAGCGCUUCGACGAUCGCAGCAAACGAAGCGAUGGCCAUGAUCAACAGGCUGCAGGAGGAGAAGGCAGCGAUGCAGAUGGAGGCGUUUCAGUACCUGCGCAUGAUGGAAGAGCAAGCUGAGUACGACCAAGAAGCGAUUCACAAACUCAAUGACGUGAUCAACGAGCGAGAUAAGGAAUUGCUGGACUUGGAAACGGAGUUCGAGAGAUACAGAAGGCGGCACAGAGGAGCAGAACCGGAAGAGAAGAGAACGGUGUCAGUAGGUGAUUUAGAGUCAACAGGGCUCAGUCCUGCCACCACCCCUCGUUUCAUGGAGUCAAGAGAGCUUCUUAGUCCUGCAAGCACCCGUCGCCGUACGAGAUCACUAUACCGCAGUAUGUCCGAGAAGAUCGACAUGAUUCCCCAGGAAGGUGAUGGCCAUGGAGCGAAAGAUCUGGAGUUGGGUUUCGAAGAGGAGAAGGUUCAUAUUUUAGCAUGCUUGAGAAGGUUACAGAACAAGUUUUCUAUGUUACCUACUGAUAAAGUUAGAGCAGAUGAUACCAUAGUUGAUGUGAAUCUAGAAAAUAGCCACAGUGGAGUUGAGGUUUUACCUGAUAAUGGCUCGUCUCCAUCUAGAACACACUCCAAUGUCGAAGCGAGUACCACCAUGGACAAUCAAUUCUCAGCUGACCAACAUGAUACUUCUGAUGCUUGCAGAGACAUGAACUCUGUACAAGAAGAAGUUGCAAAGUUGAUCAAAAGAGUGGUGGAACUGGAUGCAGAUAGAGAGUUCAUUGGGCACACUAUGAAUGCAUUGAACUAUGGAAAUGAUGGAGUUCUGCUGGUUCAGGAAAUAGCAUGCCAGCUAAAGGAAUUAAGAAGAAUUCCCCUGGCAGCAAAAGAACCUAAUGUUGCUUGA
Musa acuminata AAA Group (dessert banana) is the source of this 1437-nucleotide messenger RNA. Its product is annotated as myosin-binding protein 2-like. Gene Ontology annotation, molecular function: myosin binding. Bases 1 to 1437 code for a protein of 478 amino acids. The record is from RefSeq and is a predicted model, not a curated record. Lineage: Eukaryota; Viridiplantae; Streptophyta; Magnoliopsida; Zingiberales; Musaceae. The transcript has a single exon.